AUGAUCACUGGCUUGGGUAUUUCAGGAGAGAGAUUUGUAGUAGAUGCAGUAAGAAAUCUCCUAAAUGAGCAGUGUAAAGUGUGUUCUUAUUUUGGAAUUGCAGCAUUUAACAUAAAGGGUUAUACUUUACAUUCACUCCUCCAAUUACCAAUAAAAAGAAAAAAAGAAUAUAUUAAAUUCUAGUAAAUUAAUUCCCUAUGUUGUGUAAUUAACAAACAAAAUUCUUAUUAGUGACUCGAACAAUUAACAUGCAAACAAUAACGUAAAUAGAUCAAUUGUAAUUCAAUUUGACUAGUGUAAUUGUAUUGUAAUAUAUGUAUUGUAAGUAGUGCAAGUUAAUGUAGUGUAAGCAUCAUGUAAGGAGUAAGUAUAGUGUAAGUACAUAUGUAAGUAUAAUAUGUAGGAAAAAAUAUUUUAAAAAAUUAAAAUAAAAGGAAAAAGGAAUGCCCCUUCAAGUCUUCAGCUUUAGCUGAGUUGCAGAAUGACUUAUUUGGAGUGAAGAAUUUAAUCACUGAUCAAUUUUCUGUUAUUGGCCAGAAAAUGUUUGCUUGGAUUAGCAGGCAUUGCAAUAUAGCAACAGGCUUUAAUGCUACUCCAUUCCAUUGUAUUUCCAUUACAUUAGUUGAAAUUAUUGGCCAACUACCUUCCAUCACUGAUCAGGUUCUGUAUCACAAUGUUCUAGUACUUCUUCUUUCACUUUAUGAAAAAAUUAUCAAAAUAAAAAACACCAAACUAUUCAAGUUAGAAAGCUUUUUCUACUCUAUAACAACAGAUCAUGUUGGAUAUCUACAAGCAGUCAGUGAGCUAUAA
Messenger RNA from Pocillopora meandrina, 810 nucleotides. The record is from the annotation of a GenBank genome assembly. NCBI's taxonomy places the organism in Eukaryota, Metazoa, Cnidaria, Anthozoa, Scleractinia, Pocilloporidae.